AUGGCGGAGAGAGGCGGCGCCUUGGUGAAUCGACUCACAUCGAAUCCCGAACAACGAAUGGCCCUUCAGAAUGCUCUCUACAAUACGGCUAUGUUUGUCAUGUUGGGUCUCGUUUGUGCGGCGCUGGCUGCUCUCUACAAUAUGAUGUACAUGUUCUUAACUCCAAUGCUUUGGGCGGUCCUCGUUGGCACUGUGAUGUUCCCACUGAAAAGAAGAGUCACUGAUAUAACACAAGGGUGGCUAGAAAAUCUGCAAGAUAAUGAUACACCGUUGAGCAUCGCGAUUCUCGUCGCUCCUUACAAGUUACUGUACAAUGCCUCAGAGAUUGUUUUCAAUACUUCGAUGAGCGCCACUGGUGGAAUGAUUGCAUCGGUGUAUAUCUUGUUGAAGAUUUUGUCUUAUGAGCGAACAUUUGUCUACGUGAUCAGUUGGAUAGGACGAGUCUAUCAAAUCUUUGAUUCAUUUAUUCAUUUCUUUGGGAAACCUUGGAUUUUCCCAUUGGUUGUUCUUUACUUUGCAAUCUAUGCGACAUGGAUUUAUUUUCAAGAUCGAAAGCAAAUCAACAAAAAGCUCGCUCGUUCAUUAUCACUCCCAAUUUGGAUUUACGGGCUUUCAUGGAUUUCUGGAUGGUUUGGGCCAUUUCGAGUGCUCUUUUUUGGCGGAUCGGCCGCUGUUUUGGGUGCACUUUCGGCUGGAUUAUUGAGAGUCGAUGUAGAAGAGCACGACUCUUCAACAACUACUCCAACUGUUGCAGAAAAUUUGCUUAAUGAGGCUGAAGAAAAGAUUAAAGACGUGAUCGAGCCAGAGAGACCCAAGCGAUUACCUGGCACUACGGAAGUCAAUCAUCAAUCACUCCAAUCUUUGGACAGCGCUCUCACCGGAGAUGCCUUUAUUCGAAUUAUCGCUGUACUCUGUGCCCUUUUAUGGAUCGUUCGUCAUGACACAGCGCUUGUCAUCAUUGUUGUGCCAUUCCUAUUCGCAAUUCUACGACGUCUAGGUGAAGUACUCGGCGUUUUCAACUUUCUUUCAACCACUUCAAGUUCUUUCUUCGAAACAACGUAUCCGACAAUCAAAAAAGUCGUUGAUGUCACCGUGGCCGGUCCUUUAAGGCAAUUUGUCAAGGUUCUAUCACAAAAUAAAACCCGUAUCUGU
Molecule: messenger RNA, 1152 nt
Organism: Mesorhabditis belari
Lineage: Eukaryota; Metazoa; Nematoda; Chromadorea; Rhabditida; Rhabditidae
Source: the annotation of a GenBank genome assembly